AUGAGCUCAGUCCCCAGCCACCAGUGGCUGGACCAUGUCUUCAGCGCGGUGGAGAGCGAGUUGGAAAUGGGCCCCGAGAAAGAGGAUGCCUCGGAGAGGGAGAUCAGGGUGGUGCUGGAAGAGAAAGAGCUGUGGAUGAACUUUAAGGAGCUCACCAAUGAGAUGAUAGUCACCAAAACUGGCCGGAGAAUGUUCCCAGUGCUGAAGGUCAUCAUCUCGGGCCUGGACCCCAAUUCCAUGUACUCUCUCCUCCUGGACUUUGUGGCUGCAGAUGGGAACCGCUGGAAGUAUGUCAACGGGGAGUGGAUUCCUGGCGGCAAGCCUGAGCCCCAGAGCCCGAGCUGCGUCUACAUCCAUCCCAAAUCCCCCAAUUUUGGGGCUUACUGGAUGAAAGCCACCGUCACCUUCAGCAAAGUCAAGCUCUCCAACAAGAUGAAUGGAGGGGGGCAGAUCAUGCUGAACUCCCUCCACAAGUACGAGCCCCGCGUCCACAUCGUGAAGGUCGGGGGGCCUCAGAAAGCGAUCAGCAGCUUUGCUUUCCCGGAGACCCAGUUUAUUGCCGUCACUGCCUAUCAGAACGAGGAGAUCACUGCCUUGAAAAUUAAACACAAUCCCUUUGCAAAAGCCUUCCUGGAUGCCAAGGAGAGGUGCGAGUCCAAAGACAUUCUCGACCCCAGCAAUGAAGCUCAUCAGGCUGGCUGUUCACAGCUUGGGGGUUGGUUUCUGCCAGGCACCAGUUCUUUCUGUUCCUCUCCUGCCCAGUCUUCGUUCUCAGGCAGUCCUGGCCUCUCAUCUGGCCACAGCUCAUACUGCGAGACACACUCCGGCCUGCGGAACCAGAGGGCCUCACCUUAUCCGAGCCCAUACAGCCAGAUCAACGCCUCACCAACGAAUUAUGUAGAUAACUCCACUGGCCUCUCCCUGGUGCCUGCCCCUGACAGCUGGCCUGGCCUGAGUCUCUCCAGCUCUAUGGGGGUUCUACCCAGCACUGCCUCUCCCACAAGUCAGUAUUCCAGCCUGUGGUCCCUCACCAGCAACUCUAUCAGUCCUGCUACUCAGUCCAGCUCCAACCCCCAGUUCCCGAGAGGCUCUUCGGUCUCUUACAGCAGCUUGGCCUCUGCUAUCCCAGCUCCCUCCACAUCCCCAGUCUAUGACAAUGCCCUGGCAGAGGUGCCCUCGAGUGAUGGUCAGUAUGACUCUGCUAUUCCCCGUCUGGCAUCCACUUGGGCAACAGUCACUCAGACUUACUGA
This is a messenger RNA of Terrapene triunguis (Three-toed box turtle), 1251 nucleotides long. RefSeq names its product T-box transcription factor T-A-like. Gene Ontology annotation, biological process: cell fate specification; somitogenesis; mesoderm formation. The record is from RefSeq and is a predicted model, not a curated record. The transcript is spliced from 8 exons. Bases 1 to 1251 code for a protein of 416 amino acids. NCBI's taxonomy places the organism in Eukaryota, Metazoa, Chordata, Testudines, Emydidae. Gene Ontology annotation, cellular component: nucleus. Gene Ontology annotation, molecular function: RNA polymerase II cis-regulatory region sequence-specific DNA binding; DNA-binding transcription factor activity, RNA polymerase II-specific.